AUGGCGCUCGCAUUGUCGACAGUAAACCCAGACUAUCACCAUUUCAGCUUGCUCGACUUGAGCAUCUCGUAUCCUUACCGGGAGAAAGCCAAACUCAGCCUCGGAGUAUUCACACUUCUAUCGGUCAUCCUGCCAGUUGCAGUCAUCGUAGCUGUCUCCCUUUUCGUCCCAAAAUCCGCGUUGUCAAGCUCGAAUACCCGUGAGCGCCGGCAUCGGAAGCUCUGGGAAUUGAACGCCAGCUUGCUCGGACUGGGCGUAAGUCUUGGUACAGCUACGGUCAUCUUCACGGGGGUCAAAAACCUCUCCGGAAAGCCUCGCCCAGACUUCCUUGCACGCUGUAAGCCAGAUGUGGGAAACGUGGCCGCUCACAGAGUGGGUGGCUAUGGGCAGGCGGUCUCUGAAUCGUGGGUGAUGGUAGAUGGAGGCAUCUGCCAGGAAGCAGAUAGAAUGUGGUUGAACGAUGGAUUCAGGAGCUUUCCUAGUGGCUAUGCAACAAUUGCGUUUGCGGGUCUAUGGUAUCUUACCCUAUACCUGAGCGCCCGAUUUGGCGUGGUACCCCUAUCUAUAGCGAACCACCCAUCGCGUAACGGGUCGCCGGAAAACGACGAGGCAGGCGAGCAAUUAAUUCAGAGAUCUGCCCAACCUGCGGACCGCCACUCGUCCGCAAAGGAUACGGCGGCUUCACCAGCUUUCCUGCUUCCAUUGCCGUAUAUCCCACUUGGUCUUGCCAUUUUCGUUGCCGGGACCAGGUAUUUCGACUUCAGGAACCAUGGCUUUGACGUACUGGCCGGAUCCGCAGUGGGUACGCUUACCGCUUGGUUCGGCUUCAGAAUGUAUCAUCCACCACUUUCAAGCCGUACGAGGCGUCCCUGGGGGCCACGUAACGACCAAGCAGCGUUUGGUGAUGGAAGCUAG
Letharia lupina is the source of this 915-nucleotide messenger RNA. RefSeq lists its product as uncharacterized. NCBI's taxonomy places the organism in Eukaryota, Fungi, Ascomycota, Lecanoromycetes, Lecanorales, Parmeliaceae. The transcript has 2 exons. Gene Ontology annotation, molecular function: phosphatidate phosphatase activity. The record is from RefSeq and is a predicted model, not a curated record. The coding region runs from base 1 to 915 and encodes 304 amino acids. Gene Ontology annotation, biological process: phospholipid metabolic process.